GAUACUUUCCGGAAUACUCACCAGAUUGUAAGCACGGUAUCAUUAUCUGCAUGGAAGUGCACAUUGCUAGCUAGCUACUCUGACACUGAAGACCAAGAUAGAAGAUCCAAGAUCACCACUGACCCUAGAGAUGCCAGGUGAAGGAGAUUACACGGAUACAGUCCGAGAGGACAAGACCUCCACUGUGAAUGGAGACAAAGCAAAGCCAGUCAGGAGAUUCACAUGGCAGGAACUGAGUCAACUGAAUGAGCCUCACAAUGCACAUGUUGCUGUCAGGGGAAAGGUGUACGACGUGAGUUCGUUUGUGGCUAGACACCCUGGGGGCAUGGAGCAGAUCAUGAUGGGGGCAGGCAGGGACAUCACACAAGUCUUUGAGUCCUACCAUCCUUUCUCCAUUUACAAUAUGCUGAACAAGUUCUACGUUGGUGAACUAGUGGACAACGAAAUGCCUGUCUUUCCAAAACGAAGUGAAUUCUACGGAGUACUUAAAGAGCGAGUUAGCAAAUACUUCAAGGACAACAACAUCGACCCUAAAGUAGACUACUGGAUGUUCAUGCGAUAUACUUUAUUCUUUCUGACAGCCAAUCUCUGCUGGGCUAGUACGAUGUUUGUGUAUGAGAGCUGGACGCUGCUGUUACUGGCUGCUGUUGGCUGGGGAUUCUUUACUGCUCUGGUGGCUAUGACCUGUACCCAUGAUGCAAGUCAUUUUGCUGUGACACACAAGCCGUGGGUAUGGAAGUUGGUGGGUUCGGUCCACGACAUGUACCAGGGAGCGUCGAUACUGGCCUGGAUGUAUCAGCACACGCUAGGCCACCAUCCGUACACCAACAUAGAUGGAGCUGAUCCUGACAUUGUCACGGCUGCAGAUGAUAUUCCUGACAUUCGUCGGAUCAAGUGGGAGCAGAGAUGGAUGCCACGCUACCUCUACCAGCACGUCUAUGUGCCCAUGCUCUAUUGUCUGUUGGGCCUGAAGACACGUUUUCAAGACUUCUACAUCAUGUUUACUCUGAAGAACUCUACUAUUCGCCUCAACCGUCCAUUCCCUAAUCAGUGGUUCUUGUUCUUCUUGGGCAAGUUCACACAUGUUGUGCACCGUGCUGUCAUCCCAGCCUUCUUUAUGCCAUGGCCUCAGUUGUUGGUGGCAAACAUUGUGGCUGAGAUGUGUGGUAGUUACUGGUUGGCCCUCAUCUUCCAGACCUCCCACGUCAUCGGGGAGGUUGAAUGGCCCAAACCUGAUAAGGACAACGUUGUUCAUAUGGACUGGGCUGAGAUGCAAGUAGCCACCACACAGGACUAUGCUACCAACAGUUGGUUCUGGACUGUGUUCACUGGGGCACUCAACCAUCAGACCACCCACCAUCUCUUCCCUGGCAUCAUACAGUCACACUACCCAAAGAUAACUCCGAUUCUUGCACAAACCUGCAAGGAUUUCGGUAUAACCUAUCAUUAUGUCGAUACUACUCGGGAAGCUUUGAGCUGUCAUAUUGAUCACUUGAAGAAGUUGGGACAGGGACAGAGCGCAAAGAAAGAACAAUGAAAGAAGAUUGCAGCCGGCGAGUAUUUAGAUGUAUUAUUAUUAUAGGUGAACAUUUUUAUCUUCUAUAGAUGUUGUAUAAUUUAUGUGCAUUAUUGGAGGGCGGCGAUUUUUAUAAUUAUAAUAAUGGACUUAUUUAA
This is a messenger RNA of Halichondria panicea, 1674 nucleotides long. RefSeq lists its product as uncharacterized. Gene Ontology annotation, biological process: lipid metabolic process. The record is from RefSeq and is a predicted model, not a curated record. NCBI's taxonomy places the organism in Eukaryota, Metazoa, Porifera, Demospongiae, Suberitida, Halichondriidae. Gene Ontology annotation, molecular function: oxidoreductase activity, acting on paired donors, with oxidation of a pair of donors resulting in the reduction of molecular oxygen to two molecules of water; heme binding. The coding region runs from base 131 to 1537 and encodes 468 amino acids. The transcript has 12 exons. Gene Ontology annotation, cellular component: membrane.